Molecule: messenger RNA, 1355 nt
Organism: Anopheles stephensi (Asian malaria mosquito)
Lineage: Eukaryota; Metazoa; Arthropoda; Insecta; Diptera; Culicidae
Product: zinc finger protein GIS2-like
Exons: 2
Coding region: 11-502 (163 amino acids)
Molecular function (GO): nucleic acid binding; zinc ion binding
Source: RefSeq, a predicted model, not a curated record
UGUCCUGGAAAUGGAAAAGAUCGCACGAAAAGGACCGAUUCCUGAAGAAGAACUGGUUACAAUUAUCAUUGAUAAUAUGGGAGAUGCGAGUAAUACCAGCGCGAUGCGUUAUUCAGCCAACACUGUUAAGAAGCUGAAAUCUAUGUUGGAGAAAUACGAACAACUUCGUAUGUUAAAGGCAUCUGUUUCAUCUCCCCGUGUUCACCCGAAUUCACAACAACCCUCCGCUGCCGGUACCGGAAACCGUACAUCAGAAACAAGGUGUUUCAACUGUUCCGCGUAUGGACAUUUUCGUGAAAAGUGUCCUAAACCCCCUCGCCCACCAGGAUUCUGUUUUCGAUGCCACCAAUUGGACCACGUUUUUAAAGACUGUCCCGAUCGGAACAAAACAUCAGCCGCCGUCAUCUUUACAACCGACACCGAUGGUGUAAGACUGCAAGAAACGCAAGAGGAAGCCCAGCAAGCUUCAUCGAUGAAUCGUUGGUCCCAAGAUGCCGUUUAAAUGUUUUGCAAUCAUCAAUAUAUCGUGGCUUGGGAAAUAAAAUUCUUCAAACGCGUGGACAGCUUCUGUGCCGUAUUGAAUUCAACGUCAAUAUAAGGACCAUACAUUUGUUAUCCUUAGCAAAGGUAGCAUGGCGUGGCCAUUAAUUAUCGGUACAGAUCUAUUAACAAAAUUUGAUGUUCAUCUUACACAAAUAAAAUUUAAAUAUAAUAAACAACAAUUACUUCACAUGAAUAAUCAGUUAAACCUGCCUAUUAUAGCACCACACAUUUUGUCACAGCUCCAACGAAUCGGUUUAUUCAAACAAAAGGAAAAAGUUUACGUAGAGAUUGCACCACACAACUUAGCUAGCCCAAAAUUGAACAAUGACCAAAUCCAUUUAGAAUUACCUUCUGAAAAGAUCAAUGACGAUGUAUUUAUAGAACUUUGUGCGAUUGAUUUAGCCGAGAAUAGAAAAUGAAAUAUCAAUCCCAACCUUACAAAGGAACAAAUAACUGUCCUAGAAACAAUAAUUGAAAACAAUUACAUCAAUUUCCCUUCUGAGCUUAUAAAAUAUUCUGAUCACCGUAUGAAAAUCAACCUAAUUCAUGCUACUCCAAUUUUCUGUAAACCACGACGUCUGUCAUACUCUGAACGAAAUCAAGUCAAAGAAAAAGUAAAAGACUUAUUGGAUAAAAAAAUAAUUCGACCAAGCAAUUCCCCAUAUGCUUCUGCACUCGUUCUUGUGCGAAAAAAGAAAGGGGAGAUUAGAAAAUGUGUUGAUUUGUGUGAUUUUCGACCAAUCAACAAAAUCACGGUUAGGGACAAUUAUCCUAUUCUCCUCAUAGAUACAUGUUUAGAACAUUUGGGUAAU